AUGGAAUCUCAACCAACACCUCCGAACAUCCCUCCCGGGCAGGACGUUCCAUUACACGGUGACAGGGCUCAUCAACCUGUACUGCACGGCCUCACCGUCAAGAUUCCCGGUUUUGGCCGGCUGACCCAGUCCUCUGCGCUCGGGCCAAACGAGGCUGCUGAGGUGCGGGACAUCGUCACCGUUCCCCCCACGGAGCGCCCAUACGACGCCCUCAAAACAGCCUUGACCCGUCGUACCACAGCUUCUGAACAAGAGCGCCUCCGCCAGCUGCUCACUGCUGAAGUCCUCGGCGACAGGAGACCUUCUCAACUCCUCCGUCGCAUGCAGCAACUCUUGGGCGAUCGUGCUGCAGCUGUGGACGAAUCGAUUUUGCGCGAGCUGUUCUUGCAGCGACUUCCGAACACCGUGCGCAUGAUCCUCACGACGUCCUCCACUGUGUCCCUGGAUGCCUUGGCGGAGAUGGCGGAUAAGAUCAUGGAUAUUGCUCCACCGGACAUUUCUGUGGUCCCUUCAUCCUCCGCCCCCGUUACCCCCACCUUGGCUGACUUUCAAGCUCUCCGUGAUGAGGUAGCGCGACUCACUACCAUGAUUUCCACCUCGCUUCACCUUAGCCAUCGUCCCCGAAGCCCCAGGCCCCGCAGCCCUCGCCGCGCCGGUCAUCGCCGCAGCCCCUUGCGCCCACACUCUGCUGACUCCACAGACUGUUGGUAUCACCAAAACUUCGGCGACAACGCCCACCACUGUCAGCCUCCUUGUUCCCACUCGGGAAACGGAAGCGUCAGCAACUGA
Molecule: messenger RNA, 789 nt
Organism: Ornithodoros turicata
Lineage: Eukaryota; Metazoa; Arthropoda; Arachnida; Ixodida; Argasidae
Exons: 2
Coding region: 1-789 (262 amino acids)
Source: RefSeq, a predicted model, not a curated record